Mya arenaria is the source of this 1428-nucleotide messenger RNA. RefSeq names its product acetylcholine receptor subunit alpha-like. Gene Ontology annotation, molecular function: extracellular ligand-gated monoatomic ion channel activity; transmembrane signaling receptor activity; neurotransmitter receptor activity. Gene Ontology annotation, cellular component: membrane; synapse; neuron projection. Gene Ontology annotation, biological process: monoatomic ion transmembrane transport; regulation of membrane potential; nervous system process. The transcript is spliced from 2 exons. The record is from RefSeq and is a predicted model, not a curated record. NCBI's taxonomy places the organism in Eukaryota, Metazoa, Mollusca, Bivalvia, Myida, Myidae. The coding region runs from base 1 to 1428 and encodes 475 amino acids.
AUGUUUACGUGCUCCAGGAGCCUCGUGUCGGCAGGGGAGGAGGAGUAUUAUCAUGAUGUUCCUGGUGAAACUAUCAACAACCUGCCCGUUGUAACUACAUCUGAGAGUGAUGUUAUCCUUAAUGUUUCCCAGGUAGUGGAACGCAUUUUCGACGUUGUUGAAAACAUUGAUACGGUCGUUCUGCCGGUUAUAGAUCUUGCGAAGUCGAUUGACAUUGACAUCGAUUUUACUCUCCUUGGGUUGACAAACUUUGACGAAAUCUCCGGCGAAAUUGACCUCGUGGCGGCAAUGCAAGUAAGAUGGACGGCAGCCAACUUGCCAGAAUGGGAUAAAGACGAACUUGGAGGGAAAACAACGUUUUCAUUGGAUUCCAGCACUAUCUGGACCCCACAGUUUUUACUCUUGAAUCCAGCGACCACUGUGAAGGAUUUGGCAGCAACUUCGAACAGGCUCAGAAUAAACAAUAACCAGACCGUCUACUGGAAUAUUAUGGCGGGAAUAGAGGCGGCCUGUGUGGUUGAUGUGGCCGACUUUCCGUUCGACAAACAAACAUGUGACGUCAAUAUAGCGGUGUGGGGCUACGACACAACGGAAGUGACCUUACACCCAAUUAUUCGUAACAGCGCUCGAGACAUUAGCUACAUUGAGAGCAGUACAUGGUCUUUGAGAAAAAUCUCUAUAGACGGAAAAAACACCGCCGUAAACACGCCGUACUUUCAAGUAACGUUGCUUAUUGAACGUCAUUACGAGUACUUUCUCGUAAACGUUAUCCUGCCGCCUACCUUGCUAAGUGUACUCGAUCCAUGCGUGUUUCUCCUUCCGGCGUCCUCGGGAGAACGUAUGUCAUUUGCGGUAACGUGUUUCUUGGCGUUCAGCGUCUUUAUGACGUUGCUGGGUGACAACUUACCCAAGAGUUCCGUCCCCGUUGCGCACAUGGCGUACUUCAUGAUGUACAUGCUGAUUCACAGCUGUGCAGUUACUUUCUGCACAAUUAUUACGCUUCGUGUGUAUAACAAAGUAGACACGGCUGAACAAAUCCCAGAUUGGGUGAAAUUCGUUGUUCGUUUGCUCCGCCUUCGAUUUUGCAGGUACAGGAAACCGACCCUGAAGUCCAAUGAGGUGGAGCCGAAGUUCGACGAAUAUCGUUCAGAAACACCCGUUAACCACUGCAUGAUAAGUAAGAAAGAUUCUCUUGAACUAAUUGACACAUCGAAACCACCAUACUGCGUCAUCUAUGAAAAGGAUUCAAGCGUGUUUAAGGACGAUAAGGCGGCAAAAAGCAACUUUUGGCCCGAGGCCUCCCCGAACGAACCGACGAUCACGUGGUACACGGUCGGACGGACGCUCGAUGCGUUCUUCUUCGUGGUAUUUCUGGGGUGGAUGGUUUUCACAAUCAUAUCACUGCUUAUUUCGCUUCAACUGGUGUGA